Messenger RNA from Acanthaster planci (crown-of-thorns starfish), 1063 nucleotides. RefSeq names its product ribosomal protein S19 (gene rps19). The record is from RefSeq and is a predicted model, not a curated record. Gene Ontology annotation, molecular function: structural constituent of ribosome; RNA binding. Gene Ontology annotation, cellular component: cytosolic small ribosomal subunit; ribosome. Gene Ontology annotation, biological process: ribosomal small subunit assembly; translation. NCBI's taxonomy places the organism in Eukaryota, Metazoa, Echinodermata, Asteroidea, Valvatida, Acanthasteridae.
UCUCGCGAGAUCAUAUCCUGCCGGGAGAACGGGAUUGCACAUGCGCCCUCUUUUCCCCACAAAACCGUCAAAGAUGCCAGGAGGGGGUUGCACAGUCAAAGACGUGGACCAAGGCGAGUUUGUCAAGGCCCUAGCGGCCUUCUUCAAGUCCGGCGGCAAGAUGAAGGUGCCGGACUGGGUGGACCUGGUCAAGCUGGGCAAACACAAGGAGCUGGCGCCAACUGAUCAGGACUGGUUCUACACCAGAGCUGCUUCGACUGCCAGACAUUUGUACUUCCGCGGAGGAGUUGGUGUGAACGCUAUGAGGAAAAUCUACGGAGGUCGCAAGCGACGUGGCACCAGACCGAGCCACUUCUGCAAGGGGUCAGGGUCCGUGGCCCGUAAGGUCCUACAGGCUCUGGAAGGAGUCAACAUCGUCAAGCGCGAGGGUAACAGUGGAUGUCGUUUGACCAGCCAGGGAAUCAAGCAUAUGGACCAUAUUGCUGCCCAGGUGUUGAGCAAGGCAAAGGGAACUUCACCGUAGACGCACAACAGGGUCGUGGCCUGAGUGACCUCAGCCAACAUCGUCCUCUUUGAGCGUGAAGACAUACAGACCGCAGAUUAUAGUUGACAAACCUUAGAACAUAAAUGCCAGUAUUGACCAAUUCGCUGACGCCAUUACUGCGGUGUCCCCCGUCCCUCAGGCGCGCAUUCCUUGGCUUGACAAGCAGGUGAUUUGGGUCAGCAGUGUGCUCCCAUUGGCUGAUGAGGAGGCAUUCAAUGUGCACCCCUUUGUUCAUGUGAGUGGAGAAACCGCAGUAAUGGCUCCUGAUUCUUGUCACCGGAUCGGUCUAUGCGUACAUCAGUAACCAUUUGUCGUACAUACGCCUUGUAGACAGCAUGUUAUGGGCAAUCAGUAUUGAAAUCUUCUUUAAUUUCACUCACUUUGUUUCUGCGAUUCCACAAAUACCUGCUCAGAUUUUCUCGAUUGGGUCCAAGCUAAAGCCAUUUUUAAACGCAAGGUCUUGAGAUUUUGGAAAUAUUGCCCUUGAAUAAAGCAGCACUGAUAGUGAGGUACAAUUUA